This is a messenger RNA of Balaenoptera ricei (Rice's whale), 432 nucleotides long. RefSeq names its product pepsin B-like. The record is from RefSeq and is a predicted model, not a curated record. Lineage: Eukaryota; Metazoa; Chordata; Mammalia; Artiodactyla; Balaenopteridae. Gene Ontology annotation, molecular function: aspartic-type endopeptidase activity. Gene Ontology annotation, biological process: proteolysis.
AUGAAGAUUCUUGUCUUGGUCCUGGUUUGUCUACACCUCUCAGAGGGUGUGGAAAGAAUCAUGCUGAGGAAAGGAAAGUCUAUCUGCAAGGUGAUGGAGGAGCAGGGUGUAAUGGAGAAAUUCCUAAAAAAACACCCAAAGGUUGAUCCAGCUGCCAAGUAUCAUUUCAAUAAUAAUGCUGUUGCUUAUGAGCCCUUCACCAACUACUUGGAUGUGAUCUAUUUUGGGGAUAUCAACAUUGGGACACCACCUCAAAAUUUCCUGGUCCUCUUUGACAUGGGCUCCUCCAACCUAUGGGUGCCUACCUACUGCCAGACCCAGGCUUACUGUGAGUAUACCACUACGCCAAGUCCAGAGUUCUUGGUGCAUAAACAUUAUCUCAUGCUCCUUAAGUUAAAACAUCUGGAAAUCUUGCCAUUGGUCUACAUUUGA